AAAGAGAAGAAAACGGUAUUACAAACCUCUUUCUCUCUUCUCCUUGUUCCUGUCCUAAUUUUUUGCAUAAAGAAAGGGGGAGAAGAAUCUUAAUACUAAAUAAAUAGGGAGUUUCUUCAGCUGCAAGCAAGCAUGGGAGAUCAUUUCGUGCUGUUUGUGGAUCGUUUGAUAACGGAAUCCACGAUUGAGGAAGCGAUUCAGAGCAGGAACCGUAUGCUGCAAGCCAACGCACCCGUCGAGGAGGAAGGUUGUAGAAUCCUCGAUGAGAAAACACAAGAGAAGCUGCGUAACGGAGAUUUGUCAAUGGUGCUGUGCAGGAUUUGUCACGAUGAGGACUUGGAUUCAAAUAUGGAGACUCCUUGCUCUUGCAGCGGCAGCUUGAAGUAUGCACAUAGGAGGUGCGUGCAAAGAUGGUGUAACGAGAAAGGAAACACUAACUGCGAGAUUUGCCAUCAGGGAUACAAGCCAGAUUAUACAGCGCCAGCUCCAUUGUUAGAGUUGGGGCAUGUUCCUCUUCAUUUCAGGGGAACCUGGGGAGUAUCACAACGUGAGCAUCGUUUCAUCACUGUUGUACCUGCUGAUCCCACUUUCAUCCACGAGCAUCAAUAUCCUAUUUCUUCCACCACAAGCUUCAUCUGCUGCCGUUCGCUUGUUCUCAUCUUUAUGGCUCUUCUGAUUCUCCGACACACCCUUCCCUUACUCCUUACCGGAUCAAACCUCAAUGUCUUCCCUUUGUUCAUGUUGUUGUUUCUGAGAGUACUCGGGAUCAUGCUACCAAUCUAUGUAGUCACCAAAGCAGUCGCCACCUGCCGCCGCCAUGCUCAGAACUUGGAAACCUCUGACUCUGAAGAUUCAUCUGAUGAAGAAGCAGAGUUGUGGCGCUUGCCUCAAACGCAAUCUUACAUUAUAGGCGUGCCAUGAAACACUGUUUAUUUAUCCAGUUUCACAUUACAUAACAAGACGAUGUAUUUGUAAAUAUACACUCUCACCUAUACAUGUAAAAUGUUGAAUUUGAUUUAACAGAUUGAAGUUG
Eruca vesicaria subsp. sativa (arugula) is the source of this 1033-nucleotide messenger RNA. Lineage: Eukaryota; Viridiplantae; Streptophyta; Magnoliopsida; Brassicales; Brassicaceae. The record is from the annotation of a GenBank genome assembly.